UUGUCUGCGCCCACAAGCAGCGUAAAGGCAAAUAGAAACACCAAGCUGCCUCUCAGAGUUACGGGAAUUGCGUUUUCGAAUUAAAGGGAAGCCAUCGGAUGAGUGGAGGUUUAUAUCUUAUAGCCUAAUUAUGCACUGUAACGCAAAGAGAAAAUAAGUCAUGGAAGGGAUACUCUAUAAGUGGACUAAUUAUAUAAGCGGCUGGCAGCCUCGUUGGUUUGUACUGGACGGAGGGACACUGUCAUAUUACGACUCCCAGGAAGAUGCAUGGAAAGGAUGCAAGGGAAGCAUCAAAAUUUCAGUCUGUGAAAUUCAAGUACAUCCCUCUGAUGUCACGCGCAUGGACCUGACCAUUCCUGGAGAACAGUAUUUCUACCUCAGAGCCAUCAAUGCAGCAGAGAGGCAAAAAUGGCUGGUUGCUUUGGGAACAGCAAAGGCCUGUCUCACAGACAACAGGACAAAGAGGGAGAAAGAGCUCCAGGAGAGCACAGAGGCCUUGAAAACCAAGAUGUCUGAACUGAGGCUGUACUGUGAUCUCCUCCUGCAACAAGUGAACAAGAUCAAGGAGGAUUCUCAGUCCGAGGAGCCAGGAGAUGUUGUGCAGGCUGGUGAGGGUGUGGGCCCACUAGUGAAAUCCACCUGUACAACCUUCCUGAAGACCCUGGAGGAAUGCAUGCAGAUCGCCAGUCGGGCUUUUAACCCUGACCUCUUGGCCCAGAGCCCACCCGCAUCACCCCCUGUCGCCGCCAUCAAACCUCACAAGGUCAGACCAGUCUACCAAUCAAGUCAAAGCCUUGUGGAGAAGAGGAAAGAAAUAAACAUCUCAGGAAGUGCCAUGGAUUUAGCACAGGAGGGACCUGCAUCUGCCCCGGUGACACCAGAGCAGCCCAGGCCACCUCCCCUGGACACACAACCCCAGCCUGAGGUGUCCAUCCCAGAAGCAGGGCACAAGGAGCCUGAAGACAUUGUGGACAGUUUGGACACACAUUCCCAAGAUGGCCAGGCCUCAUCUGGAAAGGAGCAGAGUGAAGGAGGGGUGGGGGAGGACACAACAGCAAGCUCACUCGAGCAGGAAAAUCAGCAUGAUCAAGUCCAACAAGAAGUGGGCCCCAGCCAGCCUCAUGACCAGCUGGACGGGGUCCCUGAUCAAAAGGAGGGAGAGCAGGAAGACAGCCCUGCCUCAGAUGAGGUAGAACAGGAAGAGCAGGAGCAGGUGGACACCUUCUUCAGCACUAUGAGUCACAGAUUUAGUGAUAUAAGACUGGAGGACGACAGUGGUAUCCCCACACAGCCCUUUUUGGAUUCUUGCUAUGCUUUAGUGCCAUUAUUAGACAAGCUGGGCCCCACUGUAUUUGCUCCUGUUAAAAUGGAUUUUGUGGGCAAUAUUAAGAAAAUCAACCAGAAGCUGGUGUCAGCCCCAGAGUGCUUCCCAACACUGCAGACCAUGGUCCUGCAUGAGGUGGAGGCGGGCGUGGCCCAGGUGCGCAACUCUGCCACUGAGGCCCUGCUCUGGCUCAAACGAGGCCUCAAGUUCCUCAAGGAGUUCCUGUCGGAAAUAAACGCAGGAGAACGGGACAUCCAUGCUGCACUCAACAAUGCUUAUGGGAAGACCUUGCGGCAGUACCAUGGAUGGGUAGUACGAGGAGUCUUUGCUCUGGCCUUAAGAGCCGCCCCGUCCUACGGGGGCUUCAUGGCAGCGCUGGUGACCAAGGAGGGCGAGGAGCUGAAGGAUGGCUUUGACUCCGGCAUGCGCAGGGACCUGGGCAUGUAUCUGCCCGCCAUGGGGAGGCAGCUGGCUAUGCUGGACGCUUUGUAUGAGGAGUAUGGCCUGGAGUCUGACGAGGUGGUGUGAGCAGCAGCAUGCUCGGUGAAGCCAUGAGGGGGUGGGGGUGUGGCAGUGGCGUAUGCUCAAAAUGGCUGUUGAACAGGACAUGCUCAGUGUGAGGUGUGAAGGCAAGAGGAUUGGCCAGUCUAGUGACAGCUGUGUGGACUGAGCAUGCUCAGAGGAGGUGUGAGGACUGAGCAUGCCCAGUAGGGGUGUGCAGGUGGAGCAUGCUCAGUGAAAGCUGUCCAGUAUGAGCAUUGCUCAGUGAAGGGGUUUUGGAACUCCUCAGUGAAGUGCCACAAGGACAGAGCAUGCUCAGUUUGGGAGUGUGAAGUUGGACUAUGCCCAGUUUUGGUGAAAUGCAGUUCUUCAGAAAGUUCAGUGUUCACCUGUUACGAGACUCCAAUACCUGAAUGCUUGACACCAGUUUCAUCUCAAAAUCAUCUUUUUCAUCUAGUUCAAUGAUGAUGUCCUACAGAUAUUUAAGCUAUGCUACUCUGUUACAUCUUGAAGGUGUAAAGGUUUCUCCUGUAACUUUCAUAGAUAAGGGCUACAGUUUUAUUAUUAAGACAAAAGUCAUAUGUACUACUUUGGCAACUUUUUGUAUUUUAGUUAAUUCCAUUUAAUAUAUUUCCUAGCAAAUAUUUUGUCCUAUAUUAUGAAGUUUUAACUUCAAAAGUUGUCAAAGAACAUCCAUAAAGGGAUAAAUGUGUUCUGCAGUACAAAGAAGCAGCUUGUUCGCUCACAUUCACAGAAUAGUUGAAUUAGAGCGAUGUGCCAUUCUUAAAUAGAUAUGUGAAAAUGCGGAGGUACUGAUCAGAUGUUGGAAAGCUCAACUCAAGGUUUGUCACAUCACACAAUGCUAUUGCUACAUGAGUGUCAAUUUGUGGAUGCUGGAGGCAGUAUUCUUGUUUAACUGUGACGUCACCAACUACAAUUUCCCCCCCGUAAAUAUUCACUGUAGACAUUAGUCCAGUGGCAUGAGAAGGUGUAUGCACAGACCUGGGUUCUAUUCAACACAAUGCAAUGCGCAAUAGGAUGGCUUUUAAAUCUGGCCAUUCUCCUGAGUCCCACAGAGGCAUGUUGCAAAAUGUGAACAUACAUUUUUGUGCGCUUCCAUAGAAAAUGUUACAGUAUUAUGCAAGAGAAGUGAUGCUUUUAUCUACAUUUUGUAUUUGUGCUGGCAGGAGUCACAGGGUUAAUGCGGCUGUACAGGCCUCAGCUGGCGCUGCCAAAUGGAACAAAAAAACGGCAAAGCUUGUGUAACCAUCGGCAUACAACCUCAGAAACUGCUGGGCGUCCACAUGCACAAAUGAUAAAGACUGUAGAUAUGUAAUAUUUAAGGCACUUUAUUUAUUCUUGUUUUUAUUGAGAGGUAAAAAUGAUGAUACAUUCAGUGUAAAAUGGGCAGGUUCAGUGCCAGCCUCAGCUCAUGGAGAGGCUGUGGGUAUGCUGUUUUAUGGUCCUGUGUCAUUUAACUCUUUAUUAACUGAGAAAUGUACUCAAUUUUGCUGGUUUUGACAGCAUGAGCACAUUACAGCCAAAGGUUGAACAUGUGCGCUAUACUGAAAUAUUUCACCGUAGUGCAUUUUUGGUAAUACACCAAUAUAAACAAAUGCAGUUAAUUAAUUGAAGUUAUUGAGCCAGAAUAAUCUUAAAACACCUCUGCAGCCUGCCAUGGACUGUAUUCUACAUCUCUGCAGUAAGGGGCUGCAAUCAUGUUCAGUUAAUAAUUAACAAGUGCAUUGUAUCGUGAAUUUUCUUACGUAGAUUUUAUUUUGAAGGAAGCAGAACAUGCCAAUUUUCGUUAACUUAUUUAUAGCUAGUGUGUAUUAUACGCAGUAUCGUAAAUGCAUACAUUGUAAUUAUUUAGGAUGGAUUCGUAGCCUCAAUGGAUCUUCUUUUGCUUUAUAUGUUACCAUUAGGCAGUUUUUCCAUUGCAUUGUGAAUGUUUUUGUUAUUAUGUCUAUACAUUCUUGGCAUGAUUGUAUUGUUCAGUAUGAGUGGAACUUAAAUUAAGGCUUGAAGUGCCAUUUUCUACACAAAGUGUGAUGGGGAUACGCCACCAAAAAAAUCUGAAUUUCAUGUUUUUCAUGUUUUUCUCAAGCCAUCCAGAUUUCUUUUUCUAAAAUUGUCUGAACAGGUAAUGAUUUACAAAAUUGUACUUGUUUGAUUCAACUGGUGAUUUUAGCUUAUUUUGAAGCUAAUGAUUGUCAAAAUAAUCCACUUAUUGAAUGAAAGUUUUAUUUACCAGGACUUGCUGUUUUAAAAGUGAAGUGUAGUCACAACAAAUAUUGAUUUAAUUUAGUUUAACAGUUCACUGCUCUUCAGAGUAAAUUAUUUGAUAUUUAAAACUGUAUAUAUAAUUAAUUUGGAAAGCAUCUUUGCUUUUCAUAUUUAAUUAAAAUAAAAAUUAAAAAAAUGGGCAACAUUUGGUAUAAAUUAAAAAUGGUGAAUUUUAGAUUUUGGGUGGAAUUAUUCAUAUUGAAAGGGAAAGUUGCCUGAAGAGAAUGUCUGUGAGUCUGACCAAGGACCAAGCAAUGCAACCAAAAUAAAAAGCAUUUUGAAUGUCA
Conger conger (European conger) is the source of this 4398-nucleotide messenger RNA. It is a transcript of the gene plekha8, whose product is annotated as pleckstrin homology domain containing, family A (phosphoinositide binding specific) member 8. Gene Ontology annotation, molecular function: ceramide 1-phosphate binding; ceramide 1-phosphate transfer activity. The coding region runs from base 161 to 1852 and encodes 563 amino acids. The transcript has 13 exons. The record is from RefSeq and is a predicted model, not a curated record. Gene Ontology annotation, cellular component: cytoplasm; cytosol; membrane. Gene Ontology annotation, biological process: intermembrane lipid transfer; ceramide transport. NCBI's taxonomy places the organism in Eukaryota, Metazoa, Chordata, Actinopteri, Anguilliformes, Congridae.